Molecule: messenger RNA, 1843 nt
Organism: Argentina anserina (silverweed cinquefoil)
Lineage: Eukaryota; Viridiplantae; Streptophyta; Magnoliopsida; Rosales; Rosaceae
Product: C-type lectin receptor-like tyrosine-protein kinase At1g52310
Exons: 5
Coding region: 62-1696 (544 amino acids)
Biological process (GO): protein phosphorylation
Molecular function (GO): protein tyrosine kinase activity; ATP binding
Source: RefSeq, a predicted model, not a curated record
CUUUCUCUCCUCUGGGUCUGCUGGGUCUGCCCUGGUCGUGCUAAGAAACAUUAGGGUUCCCAUGGAUGGAAAGCUGCAAUUGGUUUUGCUUCUGCUUUUCUGCGGUUCGUGUGUUUCAGAUAAGGUUCACACUGAUUCAGUGGAUUCUGGAACUGAAGCAAGUAAAGAACCAUGCCCCAAGGGUUGGAUUCUUGGCCCUGGUAAGCGGAAAUGCUUCGCUUAUAUUAGAAACCCCAAAUCGUGGAAUGAGUCAGAGACCCAUUGUGAAAAUUCUAGUGGACAAUUAGCAGCACCAGCUACAUCUCAAGAACUGACCUUUGCUCAGAACCUAUGUGUUGAAACCAUCACUGGCUGUUGGAUUGGAGGCAGAGGUGUCAAUACCACCACUGGUCUUGGUUGGAGUUGGUCUGAUAACAGUUCAUACUGGAACAUGUCUCUCUUUCCUGGAAAACCCCUUCAAUCCGUAUGCAGUAAUUUGUCUUGUCACAGCAAUACUUCUGUCGAUGUUUGUGUUUUGGUGGCUAAUGGAUCUAAAUCACUCUUGGUUGAGACUUGCCACACGUCUCAUGCAUUUAUAUGCAUGGCUGAUUUAGGGAACAGAUGUUAUCACAUGCAUUGCCACAGAGAAUAUCUUAUCAUCCUUGGAGUUGUUAGUGGGCUGAUCCUUUUCACGACAUUAGCUGUAGUGAUUUGGCUUCUUGCAUACAAGCGUAGUAAGAAGCGCCGACGUUCUCGCAAACUAUCUAAUCCAGCAGCUACUGCAUUAGUCCCUCCAUCAUGGAAAGUGUUCAUGAAAGAAGAACUUCGGUCUAUUACCAAGAAUUUCAGUGAAGGAAACCGUCUUUUGGGAGAUGCCAAGACAGGAGGUACAUAUGGUGGGCUUCUACCUGAUGGUUCAAGGGUAGCGGUGAAGAGAUUAAAGAAGUCUAGUUUUCAAAGGAAGAAGGAAUUUUAUACUGAAAUUGGAAGGCUUGCAAAGCUUCAUCAUCCAAAUUUGGUGUCAGUUAAAGGCUGCUGUUAUGAUCACGGUGACCGUUAUAUAGUUUAUGAGUUUAUAGUUAAUGGUCCCUUAGAUAGAUGGCUACACCACAUACCACGGGGUGGUCGAAGCUUAGAUUGGGUGAUGCGGAUGAAAAUUGCGACGACUCUUGCUCAAGGAAUUGCGUUCCUACAUGAUAAGGUUAAGCCCCACGUUGUGCAUCGUGAUAUCCGUGCUAGUAAUGUGCUUCUUGAUGAAGAUUUUGGAGCCCAUCUGAUGGGGGUUGGUCUUUCAAAGUUUGUACCAUAUGAAGUGAUGCAUGAGAGGACAGUAAUGGCUGGUGGCACAUAUGGGUACCUGGCUCCAGAGUUUUUGUACAGAAAUGAGCUUACUACGAAAAGUGAUGUUUAUAGUUUUGGAGUGCUGCUGCUUGAAAUUGUAAGCGGACGUAGGCCUGUGCCUGCACAGGCUGUUGAUUCGGUCGGUUGGCAGAGUAUUUUUGAGUGGGCGACGCCUCUUGUGCAAGCUCACCGGUACCCAGAUCUCCUGGAUCCACACAUAAGUUAUUUUUCAUCAGAUAUUCCAGAGGCCAGUGUGAUUCAGAAGGUGGUCGACCUUGUCUAUGCCUGUACACAGCAUGUGCCAUCAAUGCGCCCCAGAAUGUCUCAUGUUGUUCAUCAACUUCAACAGAUAGCCCAGACUCCCAUACUUAAGUAGUUUUAACUUGAGAAUUUAUUGCUUUGCGCAAGAAAUCAGAAUUUGGGGUUUUGAUUCCCAGUUAGUCUUCAGCACUAACUAGCUAGCUAUUUAGAUGCAAUAGAUGCAAACAGUCAGUUAUCUAGUAAUUAAUAUGAAUCACCUUAU